ACAGCAGGCUAGAGAAAGAAGUUUCUCCCAUGCUUUCUAGGCAUGGGUCAAAGCAGUUUCUAGUUUGCCCCUCUGCUUUCCCUGGGAAAACCCACUGAAUUAGGAACAAAUGUCAAUCCUCAGAAAAACUAAUUGAUCUUUUCCUCAAUUCAGCUGCAAACAGCAAGCAGAGGUGGGUGUGACCCCCAAGUGGGUCCCUGGGGUCGGGUCUGCCCUAAAGUGCUUCCCUGAUGGCACUAUGGAUAGAAGGAGGGGAAGAGCCAGGGGUCCAAUGCAGAAAGUAAAAAAAGAAUUCUUUGUCUGCAUCCUGAAGAAAAUGGGUGUGGAGGAACAUUCAUACAAAGUUCAAAGCUAUCACUUAUUAACCAAGCAAUGCCACAUUUAUGAUAGCUGAUAAAAAGACCUGUUCAGGGGGGGAAACAAGGCUUUGUUUUAUACAAUUAUAAAUAUAUGCCAAAGGCCUGUUUUUUCUUAUUCUUUUUGAAAAAGAGCUGUUCAUGUUUGGGGUGAGAUGAGGUGGUGAGCAAAUGGUUGUUCUGUUAGGAGGAGAGAAGAUGGAGGGGGAGAAGGAAGCUGAGCUCUCCCAGCAGAAGAAAAGAACAGUUGCAAGUUGUCGUCACAGCUGUACAAAGUGCACACCCUUUGCCCCUCCCUAAAGAAAGGGGAAGGAGACAGGAGCAGGAACAGCCGGGAAGAAGGAAAGGCAACCCCAUAACUUCUUCUUGAUCAAGUACACCAUCUCCCUGCCCACAACAGAAGCUAGUCUGGGGUGAGUAUCUGACAACCAAACCCCACUGCAUGUUCCCAGGCUGCCCUUGGCCAAAGCAGGUCUAUUUUCAUUCAGUUCCCAAUGUGUAUAGAAGAGCCUUUUAACCGUUCCUCUUCCUUGCCUUCCCCCACCAUUCAGCUGAAAUUCAAGCACCUAUGGGAAUGCUGUUAGCUCUUGGAGAGGAGCUCCCAUGGGUGUCAAUGGAUGUCUUGGCUGGGCACCCAAAGGAGGGCUUGGAGCCCUGCAAUGGCUUCUGUCCUUGUCUGUCACCUUGGUGCCAUUCCUGGGCCACUCUUGAUGCAGUGCCAGGAAAGUGGACCUGCACAUGAAUGUGAGAUUAUGUCCCACUCAGUGACUGAGGGACCUCUCCAUAUUUCAUGGAGCUCCAUUAUUCUUUCUGCUGAAUAGUGAAUACAUGAAGCAGGCAAACAUUUCUGAAAAGGCAUUUGUUCCCCUCCUAAGUUCAUUCCCCUCCUGCUGCCUCUCAUCUCAACAAAGCCACAGACUCUUCCUCUAUCAUGGCCUCAUCCUCAUCCACGGAUGUGGGAGAAGAAGCCACAUGCCCCAUCUGCAGGGAGUAUCUGACAGACCCUGUGACCUUGGACUGUGGCCACAACUUCUGCCGGGACUGCAUUGUAAAGUAUUGUGACACAUGGGAACCAAUGCAGGUGGGGGACUUGGAGUGUCCUGUCUGCAAAGCCCGAAUGCAGAGAGGGAGUUUCCGCCCCAAUUGGCAGCUGGCCAAUAUAGUGGAAAAAAUUAAACUCCUGUCACCAAAUAAAGGGGAUCUGUGUAAGGGACACAAGGAAAAACUCCACCUCUUCUGUAAAGAAGAUGAAGAAUUGGUGUGUUUCGUUUGUGAGCGAUCCCCAGAACAUAAAUCUCACAUUGUGGUUCUCAAGGAAGAGGCUGCCCAGGAAUACAAGAUUUUGUUUCCUCUUCAGACAAUCAUCUGUCGUCACCUGGAGCAUCUGAGGAAAGAGAGAGAGAAAAUUCUGGCUUACGAAGCAAACAUGGGAAAGGAAAGCAACAACCUGUUUAAAUUAACAGAAACUGAGAGGCAGAAUACACUGGAGAGGUUCAAACAACUGCACCAGUUUCUGGAAGAAGAAGAAAAGCGUCUGCUGAAUGAAAUAGAAGAGAUGGAGAAGGAGAUCACAAGAAGAAGGGAGGAGCAGCUGGCUAGACUCUCUGAGAAACUCUCCUCUCUUGAAAGGAGCAUCCGGGAGAUGGAGGAGAAGAGUCAGCAGCCAGCGAGUGAACUCCUGCAGGAUGUGAGAAGCACCUUGCAGAGGUGUCAGCUAAGGGAAACAUUUAAGAAUCCAAUGGAUUUCCUAUCAAAGUUGAAGAGGCGGAUCUCAAAUUUCCACGUUAAACAUCCCAUUCUGUAUUUUGGGAUGAAGGAAAUCAAAGAUGCUCUAUCAUUCGGAAGACAUCCUCAGAAAGCAAAUGUCACUCUGGAUCCAGACACAGCCCAUCCCAGGCUCAUUCUGUCCGAGGAUCGGAAAAGUGUGAGAUAUGGAGCCAAACUGCAAGACCUGCCUGACAAUCCUGAGAGAUUCAGUGACGUGCCUUGUGUGUUGGGAUGUGAGGGAUUCACAGCAGGCAGACAUUUCUGGGAAGUCACUAUGGAAAGUGGGGGGUGGUGGGCUCUGGGGGUUGCCAGGAAGUCUGUGAGGAGAAAGGGUAAUCUCACCUCUUUCUGGUCACGUUUAGUAAUGCAUGCUUCCUUAACUGACUUAGGUUCUGAGGGAGGGAUCUGGGCUGUGAAGAAGUCAGGAGGUGAGUACUUUGCCUUCACCUCCCCUGAUUCCUCUCCUCUGUCCCUGAGUGAGGAGCCCAAGAGGAUCCGAGUGACUCUGGACUAUGAAGUGGGACGUGUGUCUUUUUCUGAUGCUGACUCAGGAGACGAACUCCACACAUUCUCAGGGGCCUCGUUCUCCAGAGAGACCCUCCUCCCUUUCUUUUAUCUGGGGGGAAAUAAAACCCACCUCAGUAUCUCCUGAGGAGACGAAAUUUGCCUCUCAGACCCAGUUGGAGUUUCUCUCCACACCAGAAUGACUGAGAUGAAAACAUUUGCCAGUUUUGAUCUGUUUGCAGAGAACCUUUGAGAGAAGUCACAAUCAGCAGAAAUAAGAAAAGAAACAAAACUUGGGAUUUUCUCUUUCCUUCCCUUUCCUAGAAUUUCCUCUGCAGCUGAGUCC
Messenger RNA from Podarcis raffonei (Aeolian wall lizard), 2973 nucleotides. Its product is annotated as tripartite motif-containing protein 10-like. Bases 1288 to 2775 code for a protein of 495 amino acids. Gene Ontology annotation, molecular function: protein binding; zinc ion binding. The record is from RefSeq and is a predicted model, not a curated record. NCBI's taxonomy places the organism in Eukaryota, Metazoa, Chordata, Lepidosauria, Squamata, Lacertidae. The transcript is spliced from 8 exons.